AUGGGUACAUGUUAGUUAAAAAAUUGCAGAUGCGUAUGCUAAUAAAAUAGAUUAGCAUGUCAAUGUGGAAGUUAAAAUACUAUUUUACUAGAAGAAUAAGCAAGAGAAAUUCGUAGAAGAAUAAGUUAAGAUUAAAUGGUAAAAUACUUUUAAGUAUGUAGAAAAGAUCAAAUAGAUUUUCAAAUAAUAAAAGCAAAACAGGAUCUCCUGCACAAUCUAAUUCAAGUGACUCUUUAAAUAAAACUAAAUUUUCUACUAAUCGAAAAGCAUCAAAUCGAUCUCCUAAUUCAACUGAAAGGUAUUUGUUAUCUGAGGAAUGUAAUAUUCCAACUGAAAGUAAUCAAUUAAAGAAAAUUGGAAAACCAAAAAUUAGAAAUUUAAAAUUUAAUCGUAGCUUGACCUACUUUAGUUAAGAAAUUGCUGUCUUUAAUUUUUAAGAAAUAAUUGAUUAGUCAUAAAGUUAAAAAGAAAUCAAAAUAGAUUCUCCUUAAUUUUAAACCCUUAAGAAUAAUACUAUAGAAAAUAAAUAAACAUUAGAUCAAAUUUAAUCUAUUAAAGACCCAACAAUAACUAUGAAAACACCUACAACUACUGGUGCUGAAUUAUCUAAUAAUGCAAUACAAUCAGCUCCAUUUCUUAUUCAAUAACCAUCCAUAUCUAGAGAGAGUACUCCAUCUAAAUUAUCGCAUCCUAUUACUUAAGUAAGUAUGGAACCAAAUCUAAAUAAAUAAUCAUUAUCCGUAAUCACAGAAUAAUAACUUAAAAAUAGAUCACAUACAGCUGAAUUAUCAGAUGAUUAAAAAAGUGUUACCCCCAGAAGUGUAUUAAAAUUAUAACAAAAAAAUAAUGAUUCUUUUAGAACUUAAUAACAGGAAAAACGUAAAGUUAGAUUUGAUCUUCCUAAUUCACAUUACAUUAAGGAAAGAAUUAAAUAAUAACAAAGAUUUUUCAAUUGA
Messenger RNA from Paramecium pentaurelia, 956 nucleotides. Lineage: Eukaryota; Ciliophora; Oligohymenophorea; Peniculida; Parameciidae. The record is from the annotation of a GenBank genome assembly.